AAUUCUCUCCACCGCCGACCCACGAGAAACCCGACCAACGAGAAAAAAAGAGAAACAAUGCAGGAAACAAAAAUUUCUAGCCAUCCGAUCUCCGGUGGGCCUCCGACAGAACCCGAUCCCCUCCAACACGUGCAUUGCGGACAUCUCUCACUUCUAUAAUGCUGUAUCUUGCUGCAAGAAAAACGCCAGAGAGAGAGAGAGAGAGAGUGGCGGCGUUGGGGGUGGGGAGGUGGCCGGCGAAGGGAGGAAGGGAAGAGGAGCUGUCGACGCCGGAGAAGGCGGAGGAGGUUGCCGUUUUCGGAAUGUCGGUCGAGGAGCCGCCGGAAUGGCUGCCGGAUGGGUGGACCAUGGAGGUCAGGAGAGGGAAGAACGGUAACAUCUACAGGUAUUACACAUCGCCAGUAUCUAGUUAUACUUUCUGCUCAAAAGAGGCAGUUAUGCGUUAUCUCAAUGUUGUAAAGGUUGAUGGUCAUGAAUCUGAAAUAUCAGCAUGUUCUGGAGACGAAAGUCCACGACCUGUGCGACAAGUAAAAAAUUCAUUCAAAUGGUUGCCUCCUGGAUGGCUUUUGGAGAUCAGAACUCAAAGACGUGGCUCAAAAGCACAACAAAUAUACAUGUCCUACUUUGAACCUUCCACUGGAUCCAGAUUCUAUUCCAAGGGAGAUGUGCUUCAGUUUGUUAAGUCUGGGAAGAUUUACGGUCCCACAUCUGAUCAAACAAGACAUUGUGAAGCAGAAUCUCUUGAGAAUGUUAUAGCUCAAAUUGAGUUUUAUCCAGAUGGGUUGCCUCACGGAUGGUACAAAGAAAUUAGGAUAAAAAAAAACAGAAGCGGAUUCAGAAGAGACCCGUAUUAUGCCGAUCCAGAAUCUGGAUAUGUAUUUCGAACACUAAAGGAUGUUCAGCGUUAUACUGAAACUGGAGAAAUUAGUAAACAUGCAUUUAGACCGAGGAAAAGAAGCCUGUAUGACAAAUAUUCCUUCGAAGAGGAAGAUCCUCUCCCAAGUUCAGCCAACAAACUGGAGUCACCUGGAAUAGCUGUGAGGCGAUGCCUUUUUUCAGGACAGAUGCAAAAUUCAAAUGGAGAGGCGGUGAUCGACACUGAUGAACUGGAUGAAAAACCAAACCUGUCAUCUUUGGAUCAUGCUUCUUUGCCAUACUUUCAUGGUUCUUCGUCUGUGGGCUCUGUUCCAAACAUCAAUCAUGCAGUAGAAGAAAAUACAACGAAGAGUGAAAGGAUGUCUGGACCAGUAACUGGUGACUUGUCAGAACCUGCCGAGCACUCAAGGGGCAUGGAAAACAAGGAAAGGAAUGAGGUUCUGAUGCCAGCAUUCGGAAAAUCGGAUUCUAUCCAGCGCUUCAAAAAGAAGGCUAAGAAGGGUAGACCAAGAGUGUUGAAGCGGGAGAGAUUUAUUAAGAAACCAUCGGAGCCAGCAAACAGGGCUUUGGAUUCGCUGGAGUGGGAGCAGCUUGACCUGGGCGAUGAGAUACAACCAGUGAAGCCAUCGGAAAUGUCUGACAAGGAGCCAAAUGAGCCAGCAGAUAUGGCACCAGAGCAGCUGCUGAUAGAAUACCCAACUCAAUGGGAAGAUGCCGAGAGCUUGGAGCAGGAAAAUGGGGUACUUCCGGAAGGUGAGUUGCUGGGGAAAAAUAUGAUCCAAGGACCAGAGCAGAAGCUGCUGCUAGAACCAGAAGAUGUGAAGAAGUCAUCGCCCUCAGAGAAAAAGCAAGCAAAGCCCGAUGGAGGGGCUAUAAAUGGUGGGAGCAGCAAAGCCAAAACUAGGAAGGCAGCCGCGCAGCAGCCUCGCCGGGCAUCAAAACGGUUGGCGGGGCUUGAAGCUGGUCCUCCUGCAGAUGACUUGAGGAUUUGUUACCGGUUCCGGUGGGCGAUGUCUAAGCUCAGAACUGAUCAGACAAAAGACAUAGUGGUGCUGGAAGACCAGGAAACCGAGGAGCAGAAUGGAGAAGCUGCCUUGGGAGAGCAGGCUGGGGAGGCGGGCGAACCGACCGAUGAUAAGGUGGUGGGAUCCCCACUGACGUUAUCGUUUGGUGAUUCUUGGCCUGACCCUUGCCUCGAAUUUGCAUUCAAGACUCUUGCAGGUGAUAUCCCAGUGUUAGAGGAAAGUCUCGAGAUCCAAAACUUCUUAGAUCGGCAGCUCAGUUCAGUUCAGAACUCGAACAAGAGUGUCCUGGCUUCAUCAGCUUUUGCUGCUAGUCCGGAAAGCUCCAGCCAGGCUGAGCUACCCGUCAAACCUGGGUCGCCGGACAAGAUUUGCUCGUCUUCCAGGGAAGAGGAGAGCCCAUCCCCUACCAAGAACAGGCUGCAGUCCAGUGGGAAGGUGAUUCGACAAUAUCGUCGGGGCACAAAAUUAAACCAGUAAUUGGUGUAUAAAUUUGUGAUCCCUAAAUUUGGUGCCAUGCAAGGCUACUUUGUAGAACACACUGCCUCGGAGACUUAGAAUGAGCCAAUAACAUCCUUUUAGCAGACUAGCGAUGAUAUGACCUAAUUAGUAAACUUGCCCUGGACUCUGGAGAUGGGAUAUCAGUAUGAUGCGCUAGGAUUACUUUUUGCAAGAAGGUCUUCUCAUCAUGUAUUGGCGCUAAAGCUACUGCUCGGCUUUUCUCUUGGGGUGCCCAACUUUCACUUUCAGCUGGACGUGGGCAGGGCAUGGUUUGGCAACAACGCCCGAUCUGAUCUCAUUACGGGCUCCUUUAGUCAGCCGGAUGCUGAUGCAACAAAACCAGGUGGGGUUCGGCUCUUCGCUUCAAAAUCUGAAUGGUGUCAUGCAUCUGAGUUAUUUAUAACUCUGUUCUAGUUUUUGAGGUAUACUUUAUACACUUAAAAGGGGAUGCAAAAGGGCUCAAUGCUAGAAA
Phoenix dactylifera (date palm) is the source of this 2871-nucleotide messenger RNA. RefSeq lists its product as uncharacterized. Gene Ontology annotation, molecular function: DNA binding. The record is from RefSeq and is a predicted model, not a curated record. NCBI's taxonomy places the organism in Eukaryota, Viridiplantae, Streptophyta, Magnoliopsida, Arecales, Arecaceae.